This is a messenger RNA of Vitrella brassicaformis, 1842 nucleotides long. NCBI's taxonomy places the organism in Eukaryota, Vitrellaceae. The record is from the annotation of a GenBank genome assembly.
UUACUCAGCCGGCACAAACGACGCCAUCUCGAGGUGGAUGCCCUGUGCAGAGAGAAGAGCACAUGCCUAUCUGCCCAGCAGCACGGGUAAUGCCAGCCCAACCGACUGACCUGGCGUUCUUCCCGAAAACUGGCGCCUGUCCUGACCUGUGUCUUGAGGUCAUCACGGAUCUCCUCCGAGGCAACGGGGUCAUGGAUGCGGUGACCCCACAACGCCUGCAACAAACAAGGACAGGGACGUCAUACUUCAUAUGCCGAGUGACACGCACUGUCAUGCAUCCCAGAAGAUGGGACGUACCUCCUGGAGGGGCAUGUGGUCGGUGUUCUUUGGCAGAGAUAAGAUGCGGGACUUCGGAAGUUUGCACCACCUCCAUGACUGUUGGCAGAUCAGCGACACUGAGAAAUCCCAAACCUUAGCAUGAGGCUCGCCGUCCUUCAGCCACUCCUUCAAGACCGACACCUGGACACCCUUGGUGAUGCCGCCUGACAGUAGACACACAGCCGCCAGUAGUGCGUGUGCCUGUGUAUGUCACCACUGUCCUGCCUUUCCACCCCUCCUCCCUCUCCUCCCGCACUCACUCUCACCCUCCCUCCCUCCCUCUCCCUGAGUGUGUGUCGGCCUAAGUAGAGGUACUCUUCCUUGGUGAACUCGAGCCGCGCGUUGUUGUCCAGCAGCGUCUUCACCGUGCGAUGCUGGUGGUCGAGCCUCUUCUCAGACCAUCCGCGCAACUCCUUCAGGACGAGCAUCCCAGCGAUGACCACCACAAUCCCCAAAACGACGGUUCCGGCCGAGAGCCCGUUCCCUUUCACCAUGACCUCAAUCCGAUCCCAUCCAAUGACGAGGUUCGUGUAGAGGUGGCGAGGGUCGAGAACAUCACGGAUCCCCUCGAAUGGGUCACUGGCGUCAGGCACUGGCGGCGAGCGGGUGGGGUGGCGAGGCGGGUAGGCAGAUUCUGUGCCAGGUUGGCUGUGGCCACUCUGCGGCUCGCCGGUUGUGUGGUUGUCGCAGAGGCGGGCACAUGAGUCAUCAUCCACGGGAUUGAACCUACACAUCAAUCAGAGCACAUACAGCACCCACACAACACAACGCAAACACAACACAAACAAAAGUGCGUUGUGCAUGGAGGAAAGUGGUGUUUUCUGGCUGCGGUGUGGUCCGUUGUGUCAGCAUACCCGUCAGUGUCGUUGGUAGGUGCACCUGCUUCUGGUGUGGUGCCACUGGUCGGCUUCAGAUCGUGCAUCAAUGGUGGGGUGGAGUGAGGCCGUGUGCUGCUGGUGGUGUGGGAAGGGCUGUCGACGCUGGGACUGUCGUGGACGGCGGGCGGGACCUCCGUGGCCAGACUGGGAGGGCGGGCAUCUUCAUCAUCAUCCACGGGAUUGAACCUACACAUCAAUCACAGCACACACAGCACCCACACAUCACAACACAAACACAACACAAACAAAAGUGCGUUGUGCAUGGAGGAAAGUGGUGUUUUCUGGCUGCGGUGUGGUCCGUUGUGUCAGCAUACCCGUCGGUAGUGGGUGUGGUCCCUGCCGUAGGGUAGAUGACGGCGGCCGAAAUGACCACCCUGCACACAGCCAAGAAGGAGAGUGAUCUGCCUUUAUUUGUGGAUGGAUGUGCCGUGGAAGUGCCCACCAGUAGAGCGCUUGCACCGGUUGUGCCAUGCACUGCGCACAGCCGUUGCAAAACGACGAUAUGGCGAGGCAGCGGAUACACGCGGCCAUCGUGGGAGCCUGUGUGGUUGAGGUCUUGUGCUCAAGAGAGCACCGUCGCUCUCGCGGAACGAUAGGAAACGAGAAAUGCCUUCGUGCUCUGUUACAUCCUUCGCUGAGAUAUUCG